This is a messenger RNA of Lactuca virosa, 948 nucleotides long. The record is from the annotation of a GenBank genome assembly. NCBI's taxonomy places the organism in Eukaryota, Viridiplantae, Streptophyta, Magnoliopsida, Asterales, Asteraceae.
AUGUCUACCUCGACGCCAAACCCUGAUGGACUCCACCCUAUAGUGGAGCUGAACUUCAAAGGUGUUUUUCUUAAAAAUCCUUUCUCGUAUAACCAUGGUAUCAACUUCACUUUCAAUGAUCACGAUUUUUCUGGAAUGACAUACGGUGAAUGUAUCACCUUUCUCGAACGGUUCAUGCAAGAAAGUAUAAAGAAGUUAUACUAUUGUGAACCAUGUAAGCCCUUAAUAUCUGGGAUAACUGCUAUCGCUAAUGAUGAAGAUUAUGGUGGUUUCAUUUUUCAAGCAUAUGAGACAGAUGGUAAAAUUUGUACGUAUGUGGACCAUGAUGGUCAAGGAAUAGAAGAUUGGUUUGGCUCUGAAAUAGAAGAGGAGGAUGGAGAUGAUUCUUGCAUUGAUGGUGAUGCUUAUGAAGUGGAUCUUGAAGAAAGAACUUGCUCAUGCAGGCUUUGGCAGCUUAAUGGAAUCGCUUGUGUCCAUUCUGUUGCAACUAUUAGUUUUAUGAAUAGGGAUGUAGAGUCAUAUGUGGACAAAAUGUUUAGUAGCAUCACUUACAUGAAGGAAUACAAGUUUAGGUUAGCACCUAUGAAUGGAAGUAAUUUGUGGCCUGCAACUGAUUACACCCCACCUUUACCUCCUGUUCGUAGAACUAUGCCUGGGAGACCUGCAACUAAAAGGAAAAGGGAUGCAACAGAAACCCCAAACCAGUCAAGUAAAAAAUCAAAGACAACUACCCAAACACAAAACAAAGGUAAGGAGCAGGUGAAGGUAUCCAAGGCUGGGAAAAAACAAAAAUGUAGCCUUUGUAAGAUUGAAGGACACAACAAAAGAGCUUGUACUUUAACAAGGCCUCCUAAAACCAAAGCUAAUAGAAAAACAAAACAGGGUGUAGCUGAAGCGCUCAAUGAGGACGAUGAAGGUAAUCAAGCUAAUGCAGUCAAUGAUGGAUGA